AAGAAUGUCACGUUACGCGAAGGGAAGCAUGCAGCUUACCCCAAACAUGCCUAAAGAGACCAAAAAGAUGCCAAAGUCGAGAGACGCAUUUGAAAUUUAAUUGGGCUAUUUAGGAAAUGCUUUACCGCAAAAACGUCAUUCGAUGCGUUCAGCAGAAGCGUAGUUAUUGGCAAUCAAACAUCCCGUUCGCGAUGCUUCUGCUCCUUCAAUGAUUUGCACUGCGAAGUUCUACGCGGAAUGGGGUGUGCCGACAAUGCUCUGCCUAUUGAACGUCACGUUGGUGCGUAGUUUAAAUUUCCUUUUGGACGUUCCCGUAGACUCCGGUAUUUCCUAUUCUGGCACAGACAACGCGUCAAACGCGACCGUCAUCAGCGGACCGCAGUGCGUUUAGCAUGUGGGCUCGUCGCGGCACACAUCGGCGGCCGCGAAAUCUACGCUGCGUAGCAGAUUGCAGCUGCAUGCAACUGCAGUGUUUGCUCUGUGCACGACAGGGCUAGAGUGCGUGCUCACGCUCAUGUGAUCCUGCCUGGCUGUGCUACGCAGAGCAGACCUCGGCUUUGUCCUGCACCAACUUGACCGAUGGAUUGUAUCCGCAUCCACCUUGCGCACUUUGAAGCGCUAUCAAUAGCUGAUUACGAAGCGAAAUCUCGCGAGGCGUCUAACCAUGAGUAAGCACGCAGCUGCUAAGCGUGCGUGUUGUCUUACCUUAACUUUCGCGAGGUUCGAGGCUAGUUGAGUGUUCAAGUGUUGUCGAAAUUGGCGAAGCCUGACGGCUGCGACACCGACAAGCAGGGUGGCCUAAGUUGAAUUCCAACGUUGGCGGCCAUGGCCGAGCGUGAGCAGAUGAGAGUCGGCUUCUACCGGUGCGCACUCGAAGCCAGGCAGCUGAGAAGCAGAGAGCCAAGCCCCGGGCAAACGUUGAGUGUCGCGGUGGCGGAAGGCCUUGUCGCGGCACCUUGUGGCGGCCGCAAUAGACUAAUGCCACGCAGCACAUCUCGGAGGCCAGGCUCAGCUGACACAACUAUGCACAGGAUUCCGCUGCAGAGAAGAAUGCACUGGCUACAUCCUAAAGCCGCACCCACGAGCAAGAAGCUCACCGCCCUGUGGAAGAUGGGCUUGGGCUUGCAUGAAGCACAGUAUGUGAAGCAACAUGCACGCAUAUUGCUACAAGGCGCUGCAGGAGCGAACGAUGAUGAGAUGACUGAGGAAGACGACGAUCGCCGAUGUUCGUGCGCACGAUCUCCAUCUUGUAUGCCUGUCUUCUGCCCGCUGUAUAUAUUGUAAAUAUAUUGUCAAGUGUCUUUUCACCCCGUAAAAUUUUCGUGGAGAGUGCGGGCUUUUCAUGUUUCAAGACGGAUCUACGCAGCGAAUGCUCCUUGUCGGUAUCUACAAUGCCAGUGCAAGGUGGGGAGGAGAUUUCUUCGAGCAGGUCACCAACCGUGCCUCAACCAUCGGCCGCCAACCACCCCAUCGUCAUCACACAACCGCGCGACCCAGGUACUUUUUCCGGCUCUGACAAGACCGACGUCGAAGACUGGCUUCAACUUUACAAACGGGUGAGUACUAGCAACAACUAGGACCCGACCCUGAUGCUAGCUAACAUCAUACUCUACCUGGCGGGCAUGGCGCAAGUGUGGUUUCUGAACAACGAACAGGAACUUACGAGCUCGGAGGUAUGUAGACAAAAGGGGGGCUCAUCGAUCUGUUCGCCAUGCCCGUCGGACGCCGUCGUGCUGAGCAGAAGAAACUUUCAUGCCGACCUCAGACUCGCACCGAGUCCUAUGUGACGUACAUCCAGGACGUUUUCGCGCUUUGUCGUAAAGCCGAUGACAUGAUGCCGGAAAGGGUUAAAGUUGCGAAUAUCCUCAAAAGUAUCGCGGAUGACGCGUUUACCUUUGUGGUUUUUAAGAACUCAUCCACAGUACAAGACGUCAUCAAAAAAUGCCGGCGCUAUGAAGAAGCAAGAAGUCGCCGCGUUAGUAGAAACUUCACACUUCUUCCAAACAUGGCUGCGACGUCUACCUGCGAGGACCUCCGUCUCCCACACGCUCCACCCUGCCCUGCUGCAUCUAACAAUAUGGUGUGCACCAUCCGCCGCCAGACUGAAGCGGCCUCCCCAGCAGCGGCGU
Dermacentor albipictus is the source of this 2129-nucleotide messenger RNA. The record is from RefSeq and is a predicted model, not a curated record. Lineage: Eukaryota; Metazoa; Arthropoda; Arachnida; Ixodida; Ixodidae.